UUGGCCGUUGAAUCAUGGCCGUGUAGUAACCAUAUGGUACCCGUGAGAGAAAUCUUUCACCGACCUGCCAGACAGAUUCAUACAAUGUAAACACUUGGGAAGGAAGGAUUUAGCAUGUCGUCUGACGCGGUUUACUGUAGCUUUGAGGAAGCUGUCGUGAACUGGGCUGCGUUUUAAAAAUAAGUACUAUUUCUGUCAAGUCAUCAUUUUUUGACAUUCAGAAAAUGUUCAGUUCAACCUCCAACAACGGACUCCUGAAGUUGGAGGAAUGUUCUGGAAGCAGCAGUAACCUUUUGGUCCUGCGCAACAUUAAUCCCCUCAGGAUUCACGAGGUGGACAGUAAUGUUAGCCUGCUAAAUUUGGCAAGCGAAGAGGACGAUGAAGUCCAGUUUGACACUUCAGACACAGAUGGCAACCGUGACAUGUUGAUGGCUGGUAAACAUUACCCAUCCAUUCAAGAGUUUGCCUCAGCAAUCCCCAACCACCUUCUCCUGGGGUCUCUGCUGGAGCACUUGUGCUUUGUCUACGAGACCAACCCAGCACGCUCACGAAUGCUGUUUAAAGUCAUUGGUCAGCGUUUAGCUGCGAUGAACCUGCUCUCACCUUUGGCCAUAAGUGAUGAGUUCAGCACCGUCAGACUGCAGCACAACCGAGCCUUUACUGAGCUGCUUCACGCUGCCGAGUCCUCGCUGUAUCCUCAGGGCCAACAAGGUCUCGGCACAAACGCACACAAUCCUGCUUUAAGAUCUAAGGAGGGACUGUUUCAGGCGCAGACUUCCCGGUAUCUUAGUGAAUUUGAAGAGCUGUGCAGGCUCGGAAAAGGAUCAUAUGGAAACGUUUUUAAGGUUAUGAACAAACUGGAUGGGCAGGAUUAUGCUGUGAAGAAAAUUCUCAUCAAAAACGUCUCAACAGAAGACUGCAUGAAGGUCCUCAGAGAAGUCAAAGUGUUGUCCAGCCUGAUGCAUGUAAAUGUUGUCGGCUAUCACACUGCAUGGAUGGAACAUGUCCAGCCCGCGGCAAAUGUCGAGCCUCUCCUGCCUGCACUGGAGUCACCUGGACAACAAGACAGUUUUGAUGAGAAUCCUGACAACAGCAGCACCAGCUCCUCAAUAGUGUUUCAAAGCCUCAGUCAGAGGACCGAUACUGCUUCAAGUGCCAACAUACCCCCCAGAGAGGCCGAGCCCGUCAAAGCUUUAGUUCCUACCCUCGAGACAGGCCAGGUGGUGUGUCCCAAGACGAUGCGGCGGAUUCCCAAGAACUAUGUCCCCUGUGUGUUCCUGGGACAGGGAGGUCCUCCAAAGGGCUCCAAAUGUCCCGCCAUGGGGUGGGACAGCUCAGCACUGUUAGAGGAGGAGUCCGGCAGGAGUAGCAUCGAACUGAACAACAACUCCUGCAUUGAUAAGGACUUUGAACAGUGGGCUGACAAAUGCACAACAAAGCCUUCUAAAGAGGUGCAGUUCCACCUGAUGCUCUACAUCCAGAUGCAGCUGUGUGAGCGCUCACUGAAGGACUGGAUCUCUGAGAGGAACGCCAAGCCCAAAGAACAACUCAGCUCAAAAUGUCCUUAUGGAUGUGUUGACACAGAACACACACUCAGCCUGCUGAGAAAGAUACUUGAAGGAGUGGAGUACAUUCACUCCAGGGGAAUCAUGCACAGAGACCUGAAGCCAAGGAAUAUUUUCCUCCAUGGUCACGACUGCAAUGUUCGGAUCGGGGACUUCGGUCUGGCCUGCAGGGAUCUAAUACUGGAUGGCCAUAAAAGCACCACCUCUCCCAGCUGUGAUUCCUCACAUACUUCGGGUGUUGGUACCUUUGUAUAUGCUGCACCAGAACAACUGAAGGGCUCCCAUUAUGACUCAAAGUCAGACAUGUACAGCAUCGGAGUGCUGGCUCUCGAGCUAUUCCAGCCCUUUGGGACAGAGAUGGAGCGGGUGAGGAUCCUUGGGGACCUGAGAGACGGGAAAAUCCCAGACUCGUUCUGCCAGAGAUGGCCAGUCCUGACGAAGUACAUCAUGAAGCUGACGAGUAAAGAGCCCAGUGUUCGGCCCACGGCCAGCCAGCUUCUACAGAGCGAACUCUUCUGCAGUAAAGACAUAGUGAUCCAUGGUUUGCAGAAGAGGGUUGAAGAGCAGGAGGAAGAGAUCAUGCAGCUGAGGAGACAGAUCAGUCAGCUCCAGAGCUCAGAAGUCACAGUUCAUUUCUCUGAGUCAGACAAGAGCUGAGCCUUAAAGGUCUCUACUCUACAGACUGUCAAAACUUGAUUUAUCAGCCACUGCUGUACUGAUUUAGUGACCUGGUACAAGUGGUAGAGCAAGUGUGCGUGCGUGCGUGCGUGCGUGUGUGAGUGAGCAUUUGAGCGUGCAUUCUACACCUGGAUGUAAGAGUGCAAUUAUUUAUCUUCAUUUAGCUGUUCAAUAAAACAUAAUUCUGUGACAUCUUA
Molecule: messenger RNA, 2440 nt
Organism: Epinephelus lanceolatus (giant grouper)
Lineage: Eukaryota; Metazoa; Chordata; Actinopteri; Perciformes; Serranidae
Gene: eif2ak1
Product: eukaryotic translation initiation factor 2-alpha kinase 1
Biological process (GO): regulation of translational initiation by eIF2 alpha phosphorylation
Cellular component (GO): cytoplasm; nucleus
Molecular function (GO): eukaryotic translation initiation factor 2alpha kinase activity; ATP binding
Source: RefSeq, a predicted model, not a curated record